Rana temporaria (common frog) is the source of this 1568-nucleotide messenger RNA. RefSeq names its product forkhead box L1 (gene FOXL1). The transcript has a single exon. Lineage: Eukaryota; Metazoa; Chordata; Amphibia; Anura; Ranidae. Gene Ontology annotation, molecular function: DNA-binding transcription factor activity, RNA polymerase II-specific; RNA polymerase II cis-regulatory region sequence-specific DNA binding. The record is from RefSeq and is a predicted model, not a curated record. Gene Ontology annotation, biological process: anatomical structure morphogenesis; regulation of transcription by RNA polymerase II; cell differentiation. Bases 181 to 1371 code for a protein of 396 amino acids.
CAUAAAAUAGCAAACUUACAACAAUUAUUUAACAUUUCGAAGCUAUGAGGAAGGGACACAAGCUGUGUGGAGUUCACUGGCGGGAUUCAGGCUGCUGCUGGGACCAGGCUCUGCUGAAGAGAGGAACUUCUGCUCUAUUUUUUGGGGACGGCAGAGCAUUUUUCUGGAAGGUUCCUGAGCAUGAGUCGUCUGUACACCGGGCACCUUCCUCAGCUGGGGGGUGAGGUGCCAACAAGGCCACCUCUGGUCUACCUGUAUGGGGCAGAGAGGACUUUGAUGCCCACUUUGGGGUUUUCUUCUUCAGGCAUCCUUACCAGACAGGAGCCACCUCAGAAGCCACCUUAUAGCUACAUUGCCUUGAUUGCCAUGGCCAUCAAGGAAUCCCCAGACCACAAGGUCACCCUGAAUGGCAUCUACCAGUAUAUCAUGGACCGUUUCCCCUUCUACCACGACAACAAGCAAGGUUGGCAGAACUCCAUCAGGCACAACCUGUCCCUCAACGACUGCUUCGUCAAGGUGGCCAGGGAAAAGGGCAGACCCGGGAAGGGCAGCUACUGGACCUUGGACCCUAAGUGCCUGGACAUGUUCGAAAAUGGCAACUUCAGAAGGAGGAAAAGGAAAGCCAAACCUCUGUCGUGCCAGGACAGCAAGAGAUGUAAGGCACAAUGUGUGGAGAGAUCUGGAGAUGGACAAGUUACCUACAAGAGGUCAGUUGUUAAUGGAUUGUUGGGGGGAGCUCAGAUGGAGGACAGUGACCCUGUCUCGGGCUGUGCUACAGAGGUCCUCUCCUCUUCUGAAGAGGAUGGAGGCUUUGGAGAACUGAUAAAAGUUUGCAGCUCCCCAGAUAUGACCUCUGUCACUUUAAUGAACAGUCCACAGACAUCCGGAUGUCCAGUUUCCUCUCUCUUAUCUGACAAGGGGACUUUAUCUACAACCCAGGAUGAGACCAGGAGCUGCAGGAUCUUCCAGGAGAGCCCCCCUGCCGAGGAGAAGGACCCCAUGCAAGACCUGGGCUAUGAAAGGCAUUUAGAUGGAGAUCUCAGCAGCAAGGGGCCAGGAGGGGCCAUCAGUGAGGAAGAAGAGGCCACCCCAAAACACCCCAAAAACUUCAGCAUAGACAGCAUUCUAAGCUCACAAACGACAAAAGGUGAUGGAGGGGCUUCAGGGCAACCAGGGUUCUCCAAGGUGACUAUGGAGUGUCUUCCAGGUACCUAUAGAUAUCACCCCCUCUUUCAGAGCCCUGGUAUUUGCCCUCUGUUUAAUACCUCUGUCAUGAUUGACUCCCAGAUCCAGGGGAGGUUCUAUCAGAUAGGACUCCCAAUCCUCUCCUAUCUCCCUUUAGCUCUCUCAGAGUCUGUGCUGCCCAAGUAGACCAGCAAAUGUAUCUAAUAUCACCACCAUGUCUUGAAGCAGGGAAAAGCUUCUCUUGGCUCUCCAGCUGUUGUGAAACUACAAAUCCCAGCUUGUCCUGCAGAUAAAAGUUAUUCAGCUGAGACCUGCAGAACAGUAAAGUUUUGACUCUGUAGCACUUCUGGCUAAUCCUAACCCAAUCAACUAAUUCUAACCAU